AUGACCACAUGGAAAGAGAGGCACUUCCUGCAUGAGGAUAAAUCUAUUGCAUGGCCUGGAUUUUCUCCAAGACCCUACCAUAAACUAGCCAUUGAAAGACCACCUCACACAGAUGCAAAAGUCAAGGUUAACCAGAAAAUACGCUGUCCUGUAGAAGAGAGUGACUGCUGGCAUGUGUGGGGUUACCAUACAUGGCUAGAUGUCGGGAGAUUGCCGCCAAUCUAUCGGCCAAGACCCGAUAAGCCUUUUGACAGCAAUACAUGGCGAUGGAUCACAACUCCCAGGGACAAAGCCAUGGCAGAGCCACCAGUCCCACCUCCGUCAUACUUGGAUGGAAAUACCUACAUUAAGUUCAUCCAAGGGGAAGCCUUGUUUGUGAAUCGGAGGCAGAAAGAAAGAGUUCUGGCCCAAACAAAGAAAGAAAUGACGCAGUGCGAGCAACUCAAAUUGAGGAGUGAAUGCCGAGCUCCUCCCCUAGACUCUGCAGGAAAAAUUAUGCCUCCCAAAGGAUUCAAGCGCCACAAGCAUCCUCUUUCAGAGAAAAGCCCAGCCUCACGUUGCGAACCAGAACCUGUCAUGCCUUCUCCUAGGGACUGCUGGGACUAUCCAUGUCCAAGUCUGGAACCUCAUUACGAGGAGGCAGCUGUCAAGUUUGCCCUGAAGAACAGCAGUCCGAUUUACCAGAAGGUGGUGGAGAAAUACCAGCGACUGGCCCUUUCUGGGAGCAAAAUCCGGCCCUGUACACCCGUCAACUAA
Eublepharis macularius is the source of this 756-nucleotide messenger RNA. RefSeq names its product testis expressed 52 (gene TEX52). The coding region runs from base 1 to 756 and encodes 251 amino acids. NCBI's taxonomy places the organism in Eukaryota, Metazoa, Chordata, Lepidosauria, Squamata, Eublepharidae. The record is from RefSeq and is a predicted model, not a curated record. The transcript has 2 exons.